Cheilinus undulatus (humphead wrasse) is the source of this 2129-nucleotide messenger RNA. It is a transcript of the gene ttc12, whose product is annotated as tetratricopeptide repeat domain 12. The coding region runs from base 1 to 2097 and encodes 698 amino acids. NCBI's taxonomy places the organism in Eukaryota, Metazoa, Chordata, Actinopteri, Labriformes, Labridae. The record is from RefSeq and is a predicted model, not a curated record. The transcript has 21 exons. Gene Ontology annotation, molecular function: protein binding.
AUGGACAAACUUGGAGACUUCGAUGGCUUUUUAGAGAAUGUCGACAAAAUAAGUGAACUUGUGAAGGAUCUGAAUUCCUCUAAUGUUGAGCUCCAGCAAGAAGCAAUGGAGAAAGCUGACUGCUUGAUCACUGCUAUGGAGGAACCUUUCAAGACAAAAGUCAACAAGACUAAAAUUAACACAAACCCACCACUUCAGCCCUCUUUGAGUCUGCAGAACGAAAGUACAGAGAGGUUUAUGAAAAUCAUGGAGUGGGAUGCAGAAGAGAGGAGCAAAAGGAGGGCUAAAAAAGAGAGAAAGGCAGCUGCUCUCAAGGAAAAGGGGAAUGAAGCUUUUGCUCAAGGAGAUUAUGAAACAGCUGUGAAGUACUACAGUGAUGGCUUAGAGGAGCUACGGGACAUGUGGCCGUUGUACACCAAUCGGGCACAAGCCUACAUUAAGCUGGGAAAGUACGAGGACGCCAUCAGUGACUGUGAAUGGGCCCUGCGGUGUAAUGAGAAGUGCGUAAAGGCUUAUCUACUCAUGGGGAAAGCAUAUCUGGCAUCGAAGAAAUAUGAUAAGUCAAAAAGCUGUUUCAAGAAGAUAACAGAAAUAGAACCUUGGAGGGAGAAAAUGGUACAAGAAUACCUGACAAAAGUAAACUUGGAAGAGGAGAAAGAGAGUCAGGAGAUAAAGGCGAUGCGAGAGUUUGACAAGGGAGAAGAGAAGGCAACAAGAGUCCCCCAGCUGCUGGAAAAGCUGUCAAAGCCGGACAAGAUGUCCUUAUACUACCACGGAGGACUUGAGAUCCUGUCACAAGCAGUCCAUGAUUGCACAGACCAGACCCUUUUCAGACUGAACAAAGGCUUCAGUAUUAUCAACAGCAAUAGCAUGGUGAAAAGCUGCUUGUUAAGGGAAACAAAUGAUCCAGACGGCCAGGAGUUGUGUGUUUCUGUUCUGAAAUUAUGGAAGGCUGUUUGCUCUGGAAAUGAAGAAAACCAGAUGCUGUUGAUGACAUCCCCAGUCAGCAGACAGUCCAUGGUUGACUUGGUUGCAUCAGAGCAUGUUGCAGUUCAGAAAGAAUGCCUGGCAUUGCUAUAUUUGUUCUCAGAAAAGCCGCAUGGCAGACGUUUGGCCAUUGACAACCUAAAUACACACAUGAUGGUGAGAAACCUCAUGAUGUGCAUUGUAGAGCCAGAGCAGCAGCUGGAGAACAUAGCCAUCGAUAUUCUGGAGGAGUUUGCAACAGAAAACAAGUUUGUCAAACAGUUAAGGAGUGUGAUAACAGACUCUGUUAUUGUGCCAUUUACAACAAUAUUGAACAACAUCAGUGUGUCCAAUCGGCAAGUUCUCUCACCACUCAUAUCCACUGUUGACCGUUUGGCGAGAGAUGAUGUCAUCCAUUUCAAUUUUGUGCACGAUCCAGAGUGUUGGAGAGCUUUUGAGGCUGCCAUUAGGCAGUGCAUUGCAUGCAAAUACAAAGAGGUGCUUUACCCUCUGCUUGGUCUGAUCAUCAACCUGUCUACAAUCACCUCUCCAGCCAUUCAAGAGCAGGCUGUGUCACUGUGUGACUGCUGUCUGGGCUUGCUGAAGGAUAGUGAUGGAGGAGUCAUAACUAGAGCCACAGGUGUGCUAAGCACUGUUCUCCCUCAGUCCUCGGAUGCUGUCCAGCAUGUUAUUCAGGAGGGUGUGAUCAAGACCAUGUGCAGGCUCCUAAAGGGAAGAGGGGAGGCUGCUACUAAGUAUGCCAUUAAGACUCUGACAGUGUGCACUUCUGCCAGUCAACUUGCUCGCGAGGAGCUGGUGAAAUCUGCUAAAAAGCUGUCUAUUUUGCGUCAUUUACUGGGUUCCAGCAGUGACGAGAUGGUGACAGGAAAUGCAGCCCUUUGUUUUGCCCACUGCCUUGAGUUAGAGGGAAUUGCCAGCAGCCUGCUGGGCACAGAUAUUGUGCUGCUACUUCUUCGCCACGCUGCAGGGGAUGCAAAGAGGACAGCUGUGAAGCAAAAUGCAGCCAUCGCUCUCGGGAGGCUGUGUCAAUCUGAGCCCAGGCAUUUGGACAAGCUCCGAGAACUACACGGCUUUGAGAUUCUUCACUCCUGUAUGAAGCUCAUCACAUGACCAUACAACAUGUUAUAUCAUCUACUUUUCUU